Neoarthrinium moseri is the source of this 1809-nucleotide messenger RNA. RefSeq lists its product as uncharacterized. NCBI's taxonomy places the organism in Eukaryota, Fungi, Ascomycota, Sordariomycetes, Amphisphaeriales, Apiosporaceae. Bases 1 to 1809 code for a protein of 602 amino acids. The transcript has a single exon. The record is from RefSeq and is a predicted model, not a curated record.
AUGGCGUCACUAAAACGGAAAUUCGACGCACUGGUGGAGUUCUGCUUCUCGACAAGCUCAAGCAAACCGAAACGGGAUAAUGAUAGUACACCGACAUCUACUCCCACCAAGGCUAAGCCGCCUCAAAAGGCCAGGCCCGGUGGCUCCUCGCUGAUCAUUCUCGGACGGGAUAUCACAGCGCUGAUCAUGGAUGAGCUGCAGAGGAGCAGCCCUGGGACUCUGUCCUCGGUCGCUCUGGUCAGUUCAUACUAUCACGUGCUGGCACGAUAUAGCCAGCACCGCGACGUGACGGUCCGACUGGAUCAGAAAUAUCUCACUUCGACCAGCUCUUGGCCCCUUGAUAUCCCCGCGGAAAGUUCCGCUCACUUGUUGUGGUGGCUGAACCAAGCCAAGACCGGACAGCUGCUUCCUGCUAUUCAUCGUCUGACGGUCAGACACGAUAGGUAUCAGUCCACCGAGGAUUCAGAAGUCAAGCAGGCCAUAGAAGCACUGUGCAAACACUUGCCGGAGAUGUCCGGGCUGACGGACCUUACUUGGGACGGCGGCAAUGACGUCCCUGACCCGGUUGUUCAAGCACUAUCAGGCCGGCCUGCGCUACGCUUGCAUGUCAACCUCUACCCGAGCCGGCACCGAGUGAACGAAGAGAAACCCCACAAGCAAGUGUUUUCAGGUUUAAUGGGACUCACGAAUCUCACCUCGCUCAAGAUCAAGCACAUCUUUGUUACGGAUCGACAAUGCCUGGACAUCAUGCAGCCUCUCAAAGAUGUCCUACUCUCGUGUAAAACCUUGCGCAAGCUGAGCCUUGACAUUCACCAGCCGCGGAGUGGCUGCAGCCAUCAGCUUCCGCCGAGCACGUAUGUCGGACUUGGUUUUGUUAACGGCCAGCGACCUGCUGCACUGCGAGAGCUUGAGCUGCGCAGCUAUCCAAGCCGGAAUUAUCCUAACGGCCGGGAGAUGAACUACUGGGCUACAACCUUUGACUGGUCACAGCUAGAACGCCUUGUGGUAAGCCAGCCUGAGCUGGCACACCUAAUGCUGCCCUACCUACAGUGCCUGCGCCACGUUGAGUUUCCUAUAAGUUCCAUGAAUGGCCUAGUCCAAGACUUUUGCAGGCGAGUACCUGAAAGUCUUGAGAGUAUCAGCGUAGCAAGCGUCAAUAUUGAAGGACUUGACGCUUUGCUGGGUCAUGGUCCAACCCUUCGUACUUUACGGAUACAUCAGGUAGAGACGUACGAGCCGGAGGAAUGGCGAAAUGAAGCUGUCAGCGAGAGUAUAAUGAGGCGUAUUCGAGGCACGUGCACAGUCAUUGAGGAGCUGGAAGUUGAUAUCGGACGGGAUGGUGGCAAAUGGCCUUAUGCCAUGCUCGACAUUAUCGCCAGCUUCCCGCGCCUGCGCCGUCUCAAGCUUUGGUUCGAGCUCGGUGUCUGCGAUGAAUCCAACCCUAUGAAGCCGUAUGUGACAGCCUUCGCUGCGCGACAUCUCUUUGACUAUCUGUUGUCAAGAUCAACUGCAAGACCAUCUCAACUACGCAGUAUUGAGAUUAACUCAGGCUCGCCCCCGCCCAUCGGAUUUGGGUUGAUCAGAGAAAACUGGCCGAGGGAUAAUUCAGCAACCUUUAGAUGCAGCGUAUCGGAACGCGAUGACGAUGGACCGCAGCGUACCUACGCCUUUGACGUAGAGGGCCUCACACGCACGGAGUCCCAAUGCUUCGGCGAGGGAGAUCCAACGGUUGAAGUGCCGUCCGGUGUGCAUCGGCUUCUCGAAAAACAAUUCCUAGUCGCAAGAGAUGGCCCGUCACCACCUCAGUAG